UUUUUCUUUGUGGAUUCUUUUGGUGAAAAAAACUAUUUUACAGCCAUUUGAGAGAAUUUUCCUAAUUUUAAUUUAGUUCACAAAUAAUUUCUAGUUACACAUAUUUGUUUACAUGAAUUUUGAUGAGACUUAAAGUGAAUACAUGCAGGUGGUUUUUAUGUUUGAAAUUAUAAUUAAGUAUUCAUAAAACUUUCCUUAAAAAGUUUAAUUCCAUUUGAAAAUUAAUAAAUAGCUUUUUCCUAUUCUUAGUUUCCAAAAACUAAAGUUUUCUAAAAAAAUAAUUAAAACCUUUAUUUUUAAGAUAAUAGUAACUUAUAAGGCAACAAACUGCUCAAAAAUACUAAGAAAAAUAUAUAAUGGAAGCUAAUUCGGAAUAAGAAAGCGAUUCCAGAUACUAAUUUCGUAUAAAACUAUAAAACAAAUCAAAUAUAGGAAAAUAUUAUGUGGGAGAUCAAUCUAUUUGGAAAAGGAAAAUAAGAUGUUUCGGAUAGAGAUACUUGACUAGUCGGCUCAUCCUUGUUUUAUAAGUACACUCUCAGUGCUUUGUUUGAAACCAAAAGAUAAAUUAUCAUUAGUGCUUUGUUUCUUGCAGUGCACUCUUCUUCGUUUUGCUUUCGACAUAGGAUUUCUGGGGAGGGGAUCUUAGGGAUUCGUUUACGCUGCAGUAAAACAUCAAAGCUACCAAGGUACGUUAAGACUUUCAGUGCAUUAAUUCUUGCGCACAUCCAGUUGUUUUUGGCGUAUGCAUUAGUUUGAUUCUUUUGAAACUGUCUUUCUAGGGUUUUGUUGUGAAGCAUCUUCUAAUUGAUUCAGAAAGAUUUAAUAUGGCUCAUCCAAGGGACUUAAAGUUCUCUCCGAUUGACCAGAAUUUGGUGGGGUAUUAUCUACGCAACAGAGUUGAUACAGGAAAAGAUGGUUUCAUCACAGAUAUCAAACUUUAUGAAGACGAGCCGUGGCUUCUUCCGCACGUCAAGAAUGAUCAGUUCAAAGAGAACAUGUGGUUUUACUUUGUUGUUAGGACACGUAAUUUGGGGAGCAGGCCCAAACGCACGGUUCCCGGUAGAGGAAGCAGUAACGGCGGAACUUGGAGGACAAGUGGCGUAAAGAAGGCGAUCACUGACCGUAACAACCCGAAGGUUGUGAUCGGAUACAAAACAGAACUCGCGUACCACAAGAAAGUCAAGGGAAAGCCUAAAGGAGACACCACUGGUUGGUGUAUGACGGAGUAUUGGCUUGCAAGUGAGAACGAUGCUCAGUUCCAAGAAGUAGUCUUGUGUCAUCUCCGUGACAAUAACAAGAUUGUCGUUGACCAGUCCCCAGAGAGAAAAAACGGAGACAAUGGCAUCGUCCCAGAGCAGCCACAACAAGAGAACAGCGAUGACAACAACAAUAUGUUUGACAACAAUAGACUCCUUGAACAACGGCCACUGAUUCCUCCUUUUGAAGCUGAUGAUUCAAGAUUUUCAGUUCAAUACAUGACCCCUUCUGGUGAAGGACAGGGAUUGGGACUUCAAACCAUUAUGGCAUAUUCUGAUAAGGCCACUCAAGAACAACAACAUCCACCGAUUUCUCUUCCUCCUCAACGUCAAGAUUCCGGAAGGAUAAACAACGCACUUGUAAUCAUGGAAGAUGAGUGUGUUAACCAAGAUGAAAUAUUCAAUCUAGCUGACCUGGAAGCCGGCAUCACUCAUCCACAACAACAACAUCGUCAGAUGAUGAUGGAUCCUUAUGAUGAUAUAUCUUUCUCAAGAUUGGCAAUGCCGAACAACCUGAUUUACUUUCAAGAUUCAUGGCAUCAAGAUACCUCUCCAUGGAACAACACCAUAACCACCAAUCCUCGUGGACUCAUAUUCAAUACUCAUGGAUAUGACAUCCAAGAUCAAACUGUCACCAAGGGAGUCAAUCAAGAUUCAUAUUAUUAGCCGGCAUAUUCUUCUGAUGCAACACAAGAGCAAAUAAAGUAGUCAAACAUAGGAAACAUGUAUAGUCCGUUGGAUUUUUAAAAGUUUGUAAAUGAUCUUUGUGUUUGAUUAAACCGAUCCAAACACCCUUUUAUUGAAAUCAAAAUUUUCUGGAGCACUCACCUGCUAAUGUGAUACCACCGAUAACGCCUAUGACUAAACUCCACGCAUGAGUUUAACAUUGGAAAAAAGUACAGUUCGUUUGUUUUAAUUACGCUUAAGUCACUACACAGUUCGGUUGCGAAAUUUGGAUUUUAAGUGAGACUUUAUCUUUUAUGUGCUUGAUUCUAAAGAAAGCAAGGCCUAAAGAGCUGAAAGAUACAGCUACGAGGCUGAUUUUUUAUUUUAUUUUUUUUGUCAGCAAUUUACUCAUAUAGACUCUGUAAACAAAAUGGCAGUUUCGCAUCCAUAUGGACAACAAACGACGGUUGCUUUCUUGCACUCUGUACUAGACUGUCCGCCCUUGAAUUUUGCGUCUGUGGUAUAUGAAUGAGCUCUAAACUGUUGAAACUUCUCUUCAAGAUCUUUAUGUCUUUCAAAUAACUUGCAAAGGCUGGCUAAUUUUUCUCGUUCCGAAACCAUCUUCACCAGCUAAGAACAAAAUGUAACAGUAAACUGUUUUAAAUUCCUCAUGCAUUCAAUUGCCGAAAUAAAACCCUUUAUCUCCGAGAAAAGUGGCGACUAAUGAUAUACAAUUAAUUUUACCCUUUUUAGCCAUGUAAGUGUUUUAGAAGUUUUUUAUUAUGUUUUAAAGUUUUUUUUAGAGUAUUUACAGGUUCAAGAGUGUUUUUGAGAUAGAUGGUGAUUUUGGGGCAUUUUAGAGCUAAAGAUAGAAGAAACUCGUAACUGUCCAACGAACCAGUCAAGAGUCGAUAUUCAGAGUCAACCGUCGAUCGGCGGACAGCUCUUGUCGUCGAUCGAUAGCAAAGCGCGCAAAGCCCAACUUGAUUCCUAGCCGACUUAUGGCCCAAGUUCCACAUUAUUUACAAGAAUACCUCUGGCCGACUUUAACCUAAUAUUUAUGUGUUCUACCAUUUUUUUGGGCCACACACGCUUUCAUACUAUAUACUUUAUACAACAAAUCAUAUUUAGGAUUUUUAGUAGUUUGGAGAGAACAUCCAAGACUCAUUCAGAAAUUUGCAUUCUCUGACAGCUCUUGCGGCCGAGGCUUUUAAAAUCUUUUGUAAUGAUCACAACGUUCUUACGCAGAUUCUAAAUAAAGAUCUACUCUUUCUAGUUUCCUUUUAUUUUCUUUAUUUAUUUUCCGUAUUUAUUUGGUCACUUGUCGUUGAUCCACGCCGAAUAUCGAGAUCCUCAAGGAAAAUCGAGAAUCUCUAUUUUCCUCUAUUCACUAAAACCGACAGUGCGAAUUUCGGUUCCCACAGUUUGGCCCUAGAAGGAGGGAGGGGAGGCAGAUUAUUUUAACUCAUGGCCGCAAAACGCUUGCUCGAAAAGAUGUCUAGAAAUAUAAAAGACAAACUCGCAGCUCGAACAACGCUGGUAAAAGAACUCCAGCAGUGACUACUCCUAUGGCCAACGCUUACGCUAACGCCGCAGUGCUUGAGAAAAUCAAAAAACCUAGUCCGGACUUUUCGCCACAAGAAGAGCAUCGAAACGAGCUCGCGAUUCUCUGUCUAAACAAAAAUGGCAACGAUAAAAUCUAUCAAACCCCGUAAAAUUCGUCUAAUUACCGAGUUGGAGAUAUCUCAACGCGUAAGGGUUUGAGCAAAAGACGUUUUCUGAAAUCUUUUAGAAAAAAACAAAACUUGCUCUCCUCGAAACCGCGGAGAAUCUCUAGAUUAUUCGCAGAAAUAGAAGCACGGCAAAUCGGGUUGCAGAUUCCCCACCGCUGUACUUCUUCCGAAUAACUUUCAAAGAAACAAAGCUGAUUUCUAUAGAAUCACUCGAAACUUAAAGUGGCUGAUGAAGACUAAACAAAGCAAAACAGAGAUCGCAUCCUUCACUGCUAAAACAUUUUCUGAAAUAUAAGAUUUUGUAAAAAUUCAAGCAUCACUUCUGUAGAAACAUGUUCUGCAAAUUCUUGAUAUUUUUCUGCUAAGCUUACUUCGGAAAAACUACUCAUAACUCCAUCGAAUCAAUCCUAAAGAAACGGGAAAAUUUCCGAGUAAAUUGGAUCGUGUUAAUUAAGCUCAUCGCAGCUAUAGUUCCUGAUAUAAAACUCAGGAAAUUAAAUUUGUGGAACAGCCACAAAACGUGAGUUUUCCAAAACACAGCUCUCGUACAGCCAAACUCGAAAACAUCUUUACGGAAAAACUUUCGUAAAAUUAUGCUCGAUGACAUUUAACAAACAAAUUUUGUAAAAUUAAACUCGGCGAUACUUUACGAAACAGAUUUCGUAAAAUUAAAAUUGAUAACGGUUUAUGUAAAAUGCUUCGUAAAAUUAAGCUCAACAACAUUUUACGAAAAAGCUUUUGUAAAAUUAAACACGAUAAAAUUUUGUGGAUUAACCUUCGUAAAAUUAAGCUCUACAACAUUUUACAAAAACAUCAUUCUUAAAGUUAAACAAGGCACUAUUUUACGAUUCUAAUGAAAACAGGGCCUAAAGAGCUGAAAGAUAAAGCUACGAGGCUGAUUAAUUUUUUUUUUUUUGUCAUAAAUUUAGUCAUGUAGACUUUGCAAAUCAAAAUGGUAGCUCCACAUCCAUAUGAAUAACAAAUGACGGUUGCUUUCUUGCACUAUGUGCUGCUAGACUGUCCGACCUUGAAUUAUGCAUCUGUGGUAUAUGAAUGAGCUCUGAGCUGUUGAAACUCUUUUUCAAGAUCUUUAUGUCUUCCAAAUAACUUGUAAAGGCUGGGUAUUCUUUGUGGUUAUGAAACCAUCUUCACCAAAUAAGAACAAUCCGUUGCAAAUGUAACAAUAAACUGCCUUAGAUUCCUCAUGCAUUUCAUUGCCCAAAUGAGAGCCUCUAUCUCCGAGUGAAGUAGCGACGAACACGCUCUUGUAAUCCUCGCUCCCAUUAAACCAUCAAAACCUUCCAGUGUGCUAUAGCACCCUUGUCCCGAAAAGAUUUCAUUUCCUGAUUUUUCCAUGAUCCAUCCGUAAAACACCAUCUACCAUGGAUAGACGGUAAUAUUUGUUUUACGGGUACUCGAGUGUGAUCGAAUCCAUGUGUUAGUCAAAUAUGCGCCUCAGCCCAAAGUAAUGAUUCUGUUUCUGUCAUUCUGAGAGUAUCUCUACGAUCAAUAUUUAAUUUGCUAAAUACCUUGUUGUUUCUUCCUUUCCAUAUGUACAAUAAUAUCUAUGCUAAUUGAUGAUCUUCCAAUUCCAGAGAGACUCCCCAAAAUAAAUGAUCCAUGUUUGCAAAGAGUGACUGAGUGGAAAAGAUAUCUAGAUCCGAUGAAAUUCGUGAGAGUGCCCAAACCUGAACCGCCGGUGGAAAUUCAAAAAACUUGAACGAGGCUGAUUAAUUUAUUUGGUUAAAUUGUUGAGUUUGAUUUCUGAUUAACUUUUAAGAAAAAUGUGUACUUCUCUGCCAUUGGAGAUCGAGGUAACACGAGUUCCAAGAGCGUUGUUUCAUCUUCUUCCUUAUCAAUCCGCAGAGAUAUCGGUUACAAAUUACCCCUCUUCAACUCCUUCUUAAAUCCAUACCCCAUGAUCUCUCUUGAAUGCGAUCUUAACUCAUGGAAGGCGGUGGAAUUUCGACUAUAAAAGGGUAUGCUUUCAUGCUAUGAGAAUCAUCUCUUCAUUUCGUAUUCAGAAACCAAUAAUCUUAUUUUCAAUAGAAUGGCUUAAGCUGCAAUCUUUUUUUUCCGAUUUGAAGACCGGAUGAUACUCCUCCAAAAUUCAAAUUCGGUUGCUCCAUUAUUAGGAGGCCAGGGAUGUCCGACGCGGUGGGAAACUUAUUGAACAAUAUCUUAUGAACAUUUUUGUCAUACAAAAUUAACGAUAAACUUAUAUAUAAUAUAUCCAAACUACAUAAACUUAUUGGAUCUAUAAAAAUAUGAGAAAUAUCUUAUAAAAAUAUGAGCAAUAUCUUAUAAACAUUUUUUCAUAUAUAACUAGAUUUUGACCCGCGCUUUCAAAGCGCGGGAUCGUUUCUUUUGUAAAAUUUCAUUUAAAUUAAUAAAUAUUUGUCUAAUCUAUAUUUUAAUAGAUUUUU
Messenger RNA from Brassica napus (rape), 6081 nucleotides. RefSeq lists its product as uncharacterized. The record is from RefSeq and is a predicted model, not a curated record. Gene Ontology annotation, molecular function: DNA binding. The coding region runs from base 825 to 1922 and encodes 365 amino acids. The transcript has a single exon. Lineage: Eukaryota; Viridiplantae; Streptophyta; Magnoliopsida; Brassicales; Brassicaceae. Gene Ontology annotation, biological process: regulation of DNA-templated transcription.